Molecule: messenger RNA, 2407 nt
Organism: Polyodon spathula (Mississippi paddlefish)
Lineage: Eukaryota; Metazoa; Chordata; Actinopteri; Acipenseriformes; Polyodontidae
Gene: acaa1
Product: acetyl-CoA acyltransferase 1
Exons: 12
Coding region: 210-1505 (431 amino acids)
Biological process (GO): fatty acid beta-oxidation; phenylacetate catabolic process
Cellular component (GO): peroxisome
Molecular function (GO): acetyl-CoA C-acyltransferase activity
Source: RefSeq, a predicted model, not a curated record
UCCGUAUCCGAUAGCGUAUCACCUGUUCAAAGCAAAUCUGCAAACCCGGGACACGAUUUGUAACAAAGUUCAUCAAACCCAGAUGCAAGCAAAGUAAACAGCGCAAAGUGAGCAGGGCUGUGUUUUGAAAGAGAAUUCUAACCCUGUUUACCCACCAAUCUCUGUAUCCAGUCUUUUCAAUUACUGUAGGAUCAUAUAUAAAUAGUAAAAUGCACCGGGCUAAGGUAGUUUUCGGACACCUGACUCAAGGUCCCGCAGCGGCCAGACCGAAUUCAGUGCAGAGGGCUGAAUGCAAGUCUUUCCCCCGAGCGAGUCCGGAUGAUAUUGUCGUGGUGCACGGACUGAGGACCGCGAUUGGGAAAGCGAAAAGAGGAGCUUUUAAGGACACCACACCGGAUGAGCUGCUGAGCUCUGUGAUGAGCGCAGUCCUGAACGACGUCAAGCUGAGUCCAGACAGACUGGGAGACAUCUGUGUGGGAAAUGUGCUGCAGCCUGGAGCUGGGGCCCUCAUGGCGAGAGUGGCUCAGUUUUUAAGUGGGAUCCCCGAGUCUGUGCCGAUAUACACUGUGAACAGAAUGUGCUCUUCAGGGCUGCAGGCUCUGCUCAAUGUUGCAGGUAGCAUAAGAAAUGGUUCUUGUGACAUUGGCCUAGCCUGUGGGGUGGAGAGCAUGUCCCUGCGUUCCGCGGGGAACCCUGGCGAUGUGAGCUCCAGGCUUGUGGAUAACGAGAAGGCCCGGGACUGUCUCAUUCCCAUGGGAAUCACAUCGGAGAACGUGGCAGAGAGGUUUGGCAUUUCCAGGCAGAAACAGGAUGCCUUCGCUGUGUCUUCUCAACAGAAAGCAGGGAAAGCUCAGAAGCUGGGUCUGUUCGUGCAAGAGAUCGUUCCAGUGAGCACCAAGUUUGUGGACAGCGAAGGGAACGAGACGAGAAUAACAGUGACGCAGGAUGAUGGGAUCAGAGCAGGAACGACGCUUGAGGGACUGGCCAAACUCAAACCUGCCUUCAAGGAGAAUGGCAGCACAACUGCAGGUAAUGCCAGCCAGGUGAGCGAUGGCGCGGCGGCUGUGCUGGUGGCCAGGCGCUCUGCGGCUCAGCAUCUGGGUCUGCCAGUGCUGGGGGUGCUGAGAGCCAGCGCUGUGGUGGGGGUGCCCCCUGAUGUCAUGGGAAUCGGGCCAGCCUACGCCAUCCCCAUCGCACUGCAGCAAGCAGGUCUAACAGUGGAUGAUAUUGAUGUAUUUGAAAUUAAUGAGGCUUUUGCCAGUCAGGCCCUGUAUUGUGUGGAGAAGCUGGGGAUCCCUCUGGACAAGCUGAACCCCAGCGGAGGGGCCAUUGCCCUGGGGCACCCCCUGGGCUGCACUGGGGCUCGACAGGUGGUCACGCUGCUCAAUGAGCUCAAACGCAGGGGCAGAAGGGCCUAUGGUGUUGUGUCCAUGUGUAUCGGAACUGGAAUGGGGGCCGCUGCAGUCUUUGAGUACCCAGACCAAUCAAAUCUUCAGAAAGUAUAGUUCAGAGUGCAAUCAAGUUAGCACUAACCAAUAGCACUUUGUAGCAAUGGAGAUCUGAAGAGGGUGUUUGAUAUAAUUGAUUGCAUUGUUAUUGUUUGUCCUUUUGUAACAAUACCAACACUAAUGAGUGAUAAGUUAGAGAAGUAUAAUGGGCAGGUGUCGAGAUUGUUUAGUUACUGGCAAUUUCAUUUCAUUUGCAACUGCAAACAACAAUAACACCAUUUAUAAAUUAUAAAUAAAGUUUAAUGGAUAUUAAAAUCACUUGACAGAAAGAUGACAAGUCACAGCUGAAUUGUAAAGUAUAAAUGUUCAAUUACAAAUCCCUUCAAUUGUAAUACAGUAGUAACAGACAGAGAAGAAUGAAUUCCUCCACUGUAGCCGUCACUGAAAUAGCAGCCUUCAAUCAGGUAGGCACAAGGGUCUGGUUAGUAAUUAGGAUCCCAUUGAAAUUGAACUGCGGUGAAUUCCUCUCUGUUGCAUCAGCAGGUAUCUGUGAGUAAGGAUUCAAAUCUUUCAUCAUGUGAUCCUCUCCCCCUGAUCUCUAAUGUAACUGGCCCUUCACCAAGCAUCCCGUGGACUGUUAGCAUGGCUUUAUAUUCAGUGCUGUCUCUGAAAAACAAAAAGAAGAUUUCAUCAAAACACUCCUGUAACAAUCAGGAGCUAGUGUGCUGUGCUGUGCGUAGAGGCGGCACGUUUUGAAUCCUUAAUCAGUCAUUAGAUUCUGUAGCAGUUCAGGCCAGUUUGGCAUUCUCAAAGCUCUGCAGGGGUAGUGUCCUGCUUAGAUGUUUUUAGUCAUUUGUUUUGCAGAAGAACUAGGAUACCAGCCCAUGUGCCAAGGCAAUAGAAGUGCCCCUGCCCUGAUUCAUUCUCAAACAUUAAGCAAGCCUGUCGGUGAGUACCCU